Molecule: messenger RNA, 4320 nt
Organism: Brassica rapa (field mustard)
Lineage: Eukaryota; Viridiplantae; Streptophyta; Magnoliopsida; Brassicales; Brassicaceae
Product: probable leucine-rich repeat receptor-like protein kinase At5g05160
Biological process (GO): protein phosphorylation
Molecular function (GO): protein binding; protein kinase activity; ATP binding
Source: RefSeq, a predicted model, not a curated record
UUUCGAAUUGACCGGCUCUUCACCUAACUAUGUACAGUGAAACGUGAAAUGGUUUGGGACACGAUACAGAUGACUACAUUUUUUAUUUCUCUCAAAUAAAAUAAAAUCUAGUUCAUGAAUGUGACCAAAUGUUUUGUUAAUCAUUUACUUAUUUAUUUUUAAUAGUUCUUUGACGGGUUGCUAUUUAUUAUUAUAUUUAUAGAAAUGAAGCGGAUGCCUUUUAUAAAUGCAUUGAAAGGCUUAAAAGAAGGUGGGUGGAUAAGAAACGAAGAGGAGGUACUAGUGGUGGUGUGAGUUGACGUGGAUGGAUAGGAAUGGUAACCAACAAAGCCUUUGUGCGUGUUUGUAAUAUAUUAUUAUUGGUUAGAUUUGUAUAAAUAACGUUACGCGUUCACACAAUCCACCACAUGUACCACGUGGCCUUCCAUAACUUCUACUCUUUCCAUUUGUAUUAAAAAUGCAGAGGGUUAGAUAGAGACUGAUCCGGACACUACUAGUUUGGGUAGUAAGUAAACGUAUUGGCACUGAUUUCACAUGAUGGUAAAUCGUAUAGAUGUGUUUGUUGUUUUAACAUGUGAAUAGGUCAGACACUUAUUAAGUAACCAACAAGCAUUUAACAACAAACAGAAUAUAAAGUCAACAACCACAAUUAUGUAAUGAGUGAGUUAAGUACGUAACACGAAACCGUGUGUUAUAAAAUACUACUAGUAAAAUAGCAUGUUAGAGAAAAAAAACACAUUUCGUAAAGAAGAAGGCGUUUCUUUCGUGUAGAAGUCAAACAAUAUUUAACAAGAAUAUUAGCAUCAUUUCUGUGGAGAAGAUGCGGUCUGCGUGUACACAAAGUUUUUUAUUCCCUUACAGCUCAGCUUGGUUUCGGUCCGCUAAGACUGUGAUUUUUAAACCCGCUCAUGAUGGGCUUUGUUGGGCUUGGCCAACGGACUUCCAACCCAUUUUGACAUCUUUCUUCCUUGUUUGGCUGUACAUAAUUCCAUUUCUCUUGUUUGUGAUUGAUUCACUUGUUCAUAAUGCAUCUCCAAUUAAUCGAAUGCAACAUGUCAAGGAGCAGGAGAAAUUGGAGCAAAUGUUUUGACACAUGAUAAUACCUGUAUGUUCUCAACUAUGUAUGAUUUAACAAUCUUCCCACGGUGAUAAUAUCUGUGGAUUCUUUGCUUCUGGCUUUUCUUUUUCUGUUUGUUUGUAAAAUGUCACUUAAUGGUCUAUGCUAGUCCUCAAGUUCGGAACAGAUCAUGUGAGUUUAGUCUUUCCAGAGAUCUGAAGGAGACAGGUUUGGCAUUGAUGAUGUUUGAUGCAAAAUCAUUUGACUUAACCGUAACAAAAAAAAAACACAAUCAUAGCACAGGUGAAUAAUCAUCAAAAGCCAUAGUACUUAUGUGAAUGUCACUUCAUAAUCAAUCUUCAUGGAGUUAUUACAGUCCAUCACUCACUCAUUAUUCAUUUUAGUUAGACCAAACCAAUCUAUGAAUUGGAGGAACUUGAAAAGCAACACUCUAGGCACACUCACACAGUGCUAUAUUACCACCUUUGAUUCACUCUUGUGUACCUAAUUCUGUUAAAUGCAAUUUUUAAGAUUAAAUUAAAAUAGAGAGACCCCACUGCAGUGGUUGGUUUGGUAAUUAUCUCUCCAUACAAAACUCACACUUUACUCUUUUAAUCGUUAAAAGUCUUGUAGAUGGGUAAUCUUCUUUAACUCUAACACAAUUAACCUAAUCUUUUGGUUAAUGCUUUUGGAUAACUUUUAUAUUAAUUUUGAUUUAGCCAAAUAUAAGCAUCAAAGCCUAAAUUUGGUUAUAUUUUCGCUUUAAAAUUUUAAUAACAUUCAUUGAAAUAUUCGUUGAGAUCGAUCACAAACCCUUUUCUUGUUUUGCAUGGUGCAUGAUGCAAAGAAAAGUAAAAGCAAUAUAUUCUUUAAUUUCUAUUGUCUUUUGUCUCUUAAAGAACAAAUUAAAGAGGCAAAAAAUGGGAUGCUUUUGCUUUCCCCCCUCCUUUGUUUGCGGUGUCUUUGCUUUUAUUUUUCUUUUUACAUAGUUAAUUUUGAAUUUGAAUCAGCUUUUCUUAUAUAUAAAUAAAAAGAAUAAAAACCAUUAUGUUUACUUAACAAUGGAUUCAAACCAACUAAUCAUUGAUUCCUUUAGCUUAUUUGAGCUUUCACUUUCUCUUUUAACUCUGUCUCUACCACAUGAAAACAAACUUAACACAAGAAACUCAUUACUCUCUUUCUCUGAUGGAGUAAGUAAACCAAAAAAGCUUAACCAUGACUUCUUCUCACACCACCUUGGCCUUCUUCUUCCUCUUCUUGGUUUUGGUUUCAGCUGAUUUAGCAUCAGACGAACAAGCCCUUCUCAGCUUUGCAUCAUCAGUCCCACACCCACCAAAACUCAACUGGAACAAGAACCUCUCUCUCUGCUCCUCAUGGAUAGGCAUCACAUGUGAACCCUUCAACCUCACCAGCCGCGUUGUAGCUGUCCGUCUUCCAGGAGUUGGUCUCUACGGCUCGAUCCCUCCAGCCACAUUAGGCAAACUAAACGCUCUCAAAGUCCUUAGCCUCAGAUCCAACUCUCUCUUUGGAUCUUUGCCUUCUGAUAUCCUCUCACUCCCUUCUCUUCAGUACCUUUAUCUCCAACACAACAACUUAUCCGGCCAACUCACUGAUUCCUUGCCGUCCACGCAGCUUCUUGUCUUGGACUUGUCUUACAACUCUUUCUCCGGUAACAUUCCUUCCACUCUCCGGAACUUGUCUCAGAUCACUGUUCUGUACCUUCAAAACAACUCUUUUGACGGUCAUAUUGAUUCUCUUGAUAACCCUAGUUUAAAGGUUGUAAACUUGAGCUAUAAUAACUUGAGUGGACACAUCCCUGAGAGUCUUAAGAACUCUCCAGAAGAUUCUUUCGUCGGAAACUCAUUACUAUGUGGCCCACCUCUCUCUCCAUGUUCCUCUACUUCAAUAUUGCCAAGACCUUUGACAGAGAAUCUCCAUCCUAUUCAGAAGAGACAGAGUAAAGCUUACAUAAUCGCUAUCGUAGUAGGAUGCUCUGUGGCCGUUCUUCUCCUCGGAGUCCUGUUCUUGGUUUGUCUGAUGAAAAGGACGAAGAGAGAGAAGCAAGGCGGUGAAGGAGGGCGACUACAGAUAGGUGGAGUGAACAGCAAGAAACCAGAGUUGGCUUUUGGGAGCGGAGUUCAAGAUCCAGAGAAGAACAAACUCUUCUUCUUCGAGAGAUGCAACCAUAACUUCGACUUAGAGGAUCUUUUGAAAGCUUCUGCUGAAGUUCUCGGUAAAGGAAGUUUCGGUACAGCUUACAAGGCCGUGCUUGAGGACACAACUGCUGUUGUUGUGAAACGUUUGAGAGAAGUCGUGGCGAGCAAGAAAGAAUUCGAACAGCAACUAGAAGUAGUUGGUAAGAUCAACCAGCAUCAGAACUUUGUGCCUCUCCUCGCUUAUUACUACUCGAAAGACGAGAAACUUUUGGUUUACAAGUACAUGACGAGAGGAAGCUUGUUUGGUAUCAUACAUGGAAACAGAGGAGGAGACAGAGGAGUGGAUUGGGAAACGAGGAUGAAGAUAGCGAGAGGGACUUCAAAAGCAAUCUCUUACCUACACUCGUUGAAGUUCGUUCACGGAGACAUCAAAUCCUCAAACAUACUUCUCACAGACGACCUCGAGCCGUGUCUCUCCGACACGUGUCUAGUCACGCUCUUCAACCUCCCGACUUACACGCCGCGAACCAUCGGUUACAACGCUCCAGAGGUGAUCGAGACGAAGAGAGUCAGCCAGAGAUCAGACGUUUACAGCUUCGGCGUGGUGAUUCUCGAAAUGUUAACCGGGAAGACGCCUUUGACUCAGCCUGGUCUCGAGGACGAGCGCGUGGUCAUCGACCUUCCGAGAUGGGUUCGGUCUGUGGUGAGAGAGGAGUGGACUGCUGAGGUUUUCGACGUCGAGCUCUUGAAGUAUCAGAACAUCGAAGAAGAAAUGGUUCAGAUGCUUCAGCUUGCGUUGGCUUGUGUGGCAAGGAAUCCAGAGUCGAGGCCGAAGAUGGAUGAGGUUGCGAGGAUGAUUGAAGAUGUGAGGAGAAGUGAUCAGUCUCAGCAGAACAGAACAUCAUCAGAGGCUACUUCGAAUGUCUCUGAAUGAUUCAGAAACAAAAAGACUAUGUUUCUAGAACUAUAUGUCUCUUUGAUCAAUUGCACUUUUGCGUCUUAUUGAAUGGUGUUGCUAUGCAUCUGUUUCUCUUUGAUUUGAAAUAAUGUCACUUUGUAACGUCGUUUCAUUAAACUUGAAGUAACUAGAGUGAAAUAUUCUACACA